CAGGGGAUGAACAGCCAGUACGUCCGCCGAGAGGUCUUCUGCGGGAAUACCUGCCACGAGCUCAAACGCUUCUGGGAGAGAGAGAUUGGCAAACAGACAUUCUACCGCCAGUCCGAGGAGUACCGCCUGGGAAGGAGCGCGCUGAGAAAACUCAGGGAAGAAUGGAAGCAGAGGCUGGAAAUGAAGCUGAGACUGCGGAACAAUCCAGAGGAGGUGGAAAGGCAGACAAGCUGA
Messenger RNA from Chionomys nivalis (European snow vole), 234 nucleotides. RefSeq names its product family with sequence similarity 240 member A (gene Fam240a). The coding region runs from base 7 to 234 and encodes 75 amino acids. NCBI's taxonomy places the organism in Eukaryota, Metazoa, Chordata, Mammalia, Rodentia, Cricetidae. The transcript is spliced from 2 exons. The record is from RefSeq and is a predicted model, not a curated record.